Cladophialophora immunda is the source of this 1660-nucleotide messenger RNA. RefSeq lists its product as uncharacterized. NCBI's taxonomy places the organism in Eukaryota, Fungi, Ascomycota, Eurotiomycetes, Chaetothyriales, Herpotrichiellaceae. The coding region runs from base 57 to 1418 and encodes 453 amino acids. The record is from RefSeq and is a predicted model, not a curated record. The transcript has a single exon.
CUGCAACCCAUCGACUUUACUACCUGCUAAGAUACCAUCUAGAUCGAUUGCGAAUCAUGUCGCUGUCGGGAAACCCUGACGACAACGACGACGACUACGUCGCUAGGCUCCUCGUCGAGGAUGCGAGGAAGAGUUCGAUGCGGUAUGCUUCCCAAGGCCUGUCCGCCUUGCUGCCCAAAAGACCUACGGGCGCAGUACCGAAGCCGAAUACCCGUUUCCUGAAAAAUCUGGUCCGCGAAGCCGAUAGUCACAAUGCAAAACUGAAGGAGAAAGAGGAAUUGGAGGCACGAAUCCGUCUGAGGAAGAUCAGAGACGCCGAGCACGCCUCCAGAAAACCUAGACAGGAGCGGGACGACGAGGACGGCCACGAGCAAGGGCGGAAGAGACGGCGAUUAAGUGACGACACCGAGGACGCAAAGAGAACCAGGAGAGACAAACGGGAUAGAGCCCGAGGUUCGAGACACAACGGGAGCCCCGAGCAGCGGAGAGAGCGGGAUGAUGAGGACAAGACUCGGGGGCGGCGGCGGCGGCACAGGAGUGACGACUUCAACGAGGACCCAGGCCGUAAUGGAUCUCGACGCCACACUUCCUCGCGACGAAGUAGAUCUCAUUCACGAUCCAGGUCCAGGAGCAGGGAAAAAAGGGAGCACAGAGAGAGACGCACGAGGGCGAGGGACACCCACAGACAUGAUCGAAAGUCUCGCCGACAUUCUCCACCCAGCGACACGGAGCCAGGAGGGCAACAGGACGCGGAGGACCGCCGUCGCGCACCAUCGACGUCCUCGACGUCCUCGGACCCUCUCGCCUCGCUCAUCGGCCCCCGCCCGACACUGGCCGACGACGACCAACGUCCGCAACGUCGUGGCCGGGGUUUCCACCACCGCCAUCAUCCCCCACACCAGUCCCGCUCAAACAUCGACGCCCACUUCUCCCUGGCGUACAACCCCUCCACACACGACGCGGGCCUCGACUCAGACGAUCUGGAUCCGGACGACGAAGGAGGCGCCCUCGAUGAAUGGACGUCGGCCCUCUCUGCGCUUCGAGAUCGGCGAGCCUGGCGCGCGAAACAGGCCGAGCGCAUGAAAGACGCGGGGUUCACCGAGGAGGAGAUCACGCGGUGGAAGAAGUCUGCUUCCACGUCCCGCACCCCCCUGACCAGCGGGGGGGACGAACAAGGCGACGUCCGCGACGUCAAGUGGCGCAAGAAGGGCGAGGAGAGGGAGUGGGACGUUGGCAAGACGGAGACGAGUCCCAGCGCACUGCUCCCCACACCCGGACCUCCCGCCGUUGAUAAGGCAAACACAGCGCCGAGAAGGACUCAUGUGAAGAAGGAAGAAAAGAGGGGCCAGGGCGUCGACUCGGCAUGGCACCGACCCGAAAGCGCCUUCUUGAAGCAGUUCAAGAGCGCCCUCCGCUGAGACACCCUCAGAUCCUGCUCGGGGAUGCAUGAUGCGGACCGAGUAAAAAGAACGAAUCACCAUUGCAUGGCACAUGGCUGGAAGGAAUCGAGGCUGUUCUGUGCCGUUUGUACAUCGUUCCUGCUUGAGACGAGAGGGCUCUUCUAUCUGUCAAGUCGUGAAUCCUAUAACCGGACAAACUCGAUCAUCUUACACUAUAUCUAUACCCUACGGCAUAGUCUGCUUCAGAUCGCCCAGCUUGG